GUCUACGCUUCUCGACUCUCUGCACGCUUGCUUGCCAUCGCGUGCGUUAGACCCAAUCUCGGCAAACUAUCCACGUUUUUUCAGGGGACCAUCGGCAAGCCGCAAGCCAUAACCUGCAGCUCGUUGGACCUGUCGCUCUUUCCCAUUCUUCAUCUCUUCUCCCUCAUCUUCCAGCGCCUCUUGACAUCCCAAGGCUCGUCUGUGUGGUAACCUGCGCCCAAGAUGGAGUCUCACGAGAUGCUACCGGUCAAGACCCCUCAGGUCAACAUUGAAGAUGAGAAGAGAGAGUACGCUCAGGCGUAUGGCGGCCAAAGGACUGAAGGAACCAGAAACACGUCAACAAGAGUUCGAAGAAUUUUCAGCUUCGCUCAGAUUUUCUUUUUCGCGCUCAGUUACAUGUCGUCCUGGGAGGCCAUUGCAUCAAACAUUGCAUACUUCUUCUGGAAUGGCGGGCCUCGCUCUCUCUCCCUUGGUUACUUGGUUGUCAUCUCAGGUGUGCUGUGUCAGGUCGCAUCCAUGGCUGAGAUGGCUUCAGUACAGCCUAUCGCAGGUGCCCAGUACCACUGGACUCACUACCUCGCCCCUCCGUCUCAGCGACGAUUCAUCACCUGGAUGCAAGGCUGGAUCACCUGGUUCUCCUGGAUCUCGCUCCUGGCUGGCGUGGCCAACAUCGCUGCUCUCAUGAUUCAGGCACUUGUCAUCGCCAACUAUCCAACUUACAUUCCACACGGAUGGCAUGUGACCUUGAUCAUUUACGCCUUGCUUCUUGUCCAGGGCUUGAUGAACCAGUACGCUUUUUGGACAAUCCCCUGGAUCGAGUUGCUCUCUGGUCUUCUGCACAUCAUCAUGUGGGUGGUCUUUGUUUCGGUCUUGGUCACCCUCGCCCCUCGCCACACCGCAGACUUUGUGUUUUUGGAGAAGUCGGCUCUUUCCGGCUGGAACAACGAGUAUGUCUCAUUCAAUCUCGGAAUGCUUACUGCUACCUGGGGCUUCGUGGGUUUCGACGGAGCAGUCCAUAUGUCUGAAGAGGUGCGAAAGGCACGACAUGCAGUGCCGAGAGCCAUGUUUUGGAGUAUUGUCAUGAACGGAGCGCUUGCAUACGGCAUGGUGCUGGUUUUCCUGUUCUGCGCAGGAGAUGUCAACGACCUCCUCUCUUCGGGUUAUCCUCUGCUACUCAUCUGCAUCAAUGCGACGCAGUCCACAAGAGCGGGCUCCGCAAUGGUGGGCCUGUCGAUGAUCGUCACUCUGGCCUGCUGUCUGGGCAGUAUUGCAUCUGCAUCCCGAUUGACCUGGGCAUGGUCUCGAGACGGAGCACUCCCGGCCUAUUUCUCGUACAUCGACCCGAAGCACCGCAUUCCCGUGCGUUCAGUCUGGUUGCCAGUCUUCAUCGUCAUGUUGCUGGCUCUCCUCAACAUCGGCAGCAGCAUUGCCUUCAACGUUAUCGUGGCGCUCUCCACCCUCGGCCUGUACCAAUCGUACCUCAUGGCAAUUGCCUGUAUGAUCUGGGCUCGGUUUAGAGGGAGGGUGGAGCCGUCAGGCUGGUCGCUGGGGCGCUGGGGUAUUUACAUCAACGUCUUUGCGGUCAUCUACUCGGCGUACAUCAUGGUCUUCCUCUGCUUCCCAUCUUUCCUGCCCAUCAACGGCUCGGACAUGAACUAUGCCCUCCCAAUUAAUGCCUUCGUCCAGCUUGUUGCGUUGGCUCUGUGGUUCUUCUGGGGCAAGCAGAACUGGAAGGGUCUUAACAAGGACGUCGUCGAUGCUGUGGUGGCCGAUUCGGACCGCAACACCAAGGAUUAAAUGCAACAACCAUUGUGGGCAUCGUCGGAAAUAUACAUAUUCGCUCACCUUUGGUGUUUUGGGGGCUUGUCAUCCGGAACCAAAACUUUACAUGUUAUACUCACUCAUAUUCGCCUUUGGUCAAUUUACCGGGUCGUCGGCAAAGUGGAAAUCGGCGCAUACCAGGCGGUUCGAUUUACUCCGUUACUCGGCAAUAGAAGAAAAGGCUAUAUAUGUACAUACACAAUGCACG
Molecule: messenger RNA, 2029 nt
Organism: Cladophialophora immunda
Lineage: Eukaryota; Fungi; Ascomycota; Eurotiomycetes; Chaetothyriales; Herpotrichiellaceae
Exons: 4
Coding region: 223-1797 (524 amino acids)
Biological process (GO): transmembrane transport
Cellular component (GO): membrane
Molecular function (GO): transmembrane transporter activity
Source: RefSeq, a predicted model, not a curated record